CGCCCGCGGUCCCGUGAUCGCACGCCCCGCCCGGAGCCCCUCGCCGUCAUGCAGUCCCCGGCAGUGCUCGUCACCUCCAGGCGAGUUCAGAAUGUCCACACGGGCCUGGACCUGAGUGUGCCGCAGCACCAGGAGGUGCGGGGCAAGAUGAUGUCGGGGCACGUGGAAUACCAGAUCCUGGUGGUCACCCGGCUGGCUGCGUUCAAGUCGGCCAAGCACAGGCCCGAGGACGUCGUCCAGUUCUUGGUCUCCAAAAAGUACAGUGACAUUGAGGAGUUUUACCAGAAACUCAGCAGUCGUUACCCAACGGCCAGCCUGCCCCCGCUCCCCAGGAAGGUCCUGUUUGUUGGGGAGGGCGACAUCCGGGAGCGGAGGGCCCUGUUCGACGAGAUUCUGCGCUGUGUCUCCAAGGAUGCCGAGCUGGCAGGCAGCCCCGAGCUGCUGGAAUUCUUAGGCACCAGGUCCCCCGGGGCCGCGGAUCUCAGUGGCAGAGAUGUCUCGGUUCUGGACGCAGACAGCCAAGCAGGGGACGAGGAUGCUUUGGACUUCUUCCAGCAGCAGGACCGAGUGGAAGAUGAGGGUCUCCCCACGCUGGGCCAGCAGGGUGGGGAUGCAGGGAAAUCCUCGGAGGAGGAGGAGGAGGCCCUGGACCCUCUGGGCAUCAUGCGCUCCAAGAAGCCCAAGAAACGUCCCGCAGUGGCCGUGAAGCCCAAAGCCGCGCCCCGGCUCACCAUCUUUGAUGAGGAGGUCGACCCUGACGAGGGGCUCUUCGGCUCGGGCGGGAAGCCCUCUCCCCGGGGCCACGCAGAGGACUCACCCCCCGGGGACCCCCUGAAGCUGUUUGACGAUCCUGACCUCGGUGGAGCUGUCCCCCUGGGUGACCCCUUACUGCUGCCAGCUGCCUCCCAGAGUGGAGGAGCCACACCCCGUGAAGGCCACAGGGAGGCCUCCGAGGAGCUGUUCAGAGUCGAAGAGGACUUGGACCAGAUUCUGAACCUGGGGGCUGAGCCCAAGCCCCGGCCCAAGCCCCGGCCCAAGCCCAAGCCUCCAGUGGCCGCCAAGCCAGCGCUGCCCAGAAAGCCGGCUGUGCCCCCCAGAGCGGGUCCACCUGAGGCUGCGGCCACGCAGCAGCGGAAGCAGCAGCAGCAGAUCCAAGCCAUGGAUGAGAUGGACAUCUUGCAGUAUAUCCGGGACCACGACGCGCCUGGCCAGGCUGCCCCCAGCCUCUUCUGACCACCCCCCAGCCCCCAGACUGUACCCAGGCCAGCAGACCCUCUCCUGUGGAGGGGCGCCUGGUGAGGGGCGGGCUUUGCCCUGCAGGGCCGGAACCGAUCUAUUCCCAAGGGAGGGAGGGUGGAAGCCCGGGUCAGAGGACCCCGGUACUGCCUUCUUCCUUGUUCUCAGGGCUUGCGGGGCCAUGGAACCCUGUACAAUGCAGAGAGCAGGGUCACCAGAGGAACACUGGAGCUUCAGUUGUCUCAGCUGCGUGCAUGGGAGGGGGCAACACGUGGGGAGGCUUGUUCACCAGGCGCCCAAGCCCCCAGGAUGUCAUGGGACUGUGGUGGAGGGGCAGGGAGGCUCUGCUUAGGGCAGGGAAACUUUUCUGCCCACUCGUGCCCCCUGAGUCUGGCAGCCCCAGCACAGGAAGGGAGGCCUGGCCAACUUGGGGUUGGGGUGGGAGUCUGCACGCCAAGGCACUCUGCAGUCUCCGGCCUGUAGGCACUUGGGAGGGCCCCCAGGAGAAGGAUACUGAGUGGGGCCUGGAAGGGCCUGGCUGGGAUGGCUGGCCCUGAUCCAUCUCUGCAUACCAAUGGGCUGAGCAGGGUGCCAAAGCUCAAGCCCGGCCCUGCCCCCGGGGUGUGGACGGCCUGACAAAGCUCUCCGUCUCCUCCCCCUUCCUUUCCUAGGGAAGGCCUGGCCAGACCACAGCCUUCUUGGGCCUCCGGCCAUAGGACCAGUGUCCGCCAUCGCAGCUUCGAGCUGAGUGGGCCCCAUGUCCUCCAGGUCCACCUGCGGUCCAUUUGCCCCUCCCUUUCACGGCAGGCCUGGGCUGGAUGCUCUCGGGCUGCUCGUGAAGGCUCUCUCUGUCCAGUGGUGGAUUUGUCUGUCAGGCCUCCCCCCCUGCCCAUCCUUGGGGUCUGGACUUACUCACCAGCCUUCCGCCCAUGGGAGCCCCCUCCCCAGAAGCAGGUUCUGCUGGGCCCGGCAGAACCAGUCAGUGCCUUAGACUUCUCCCCGAGCCCCACACCCCAGCAUAGGGGUCAGGGUGUGCUGCGGCGCUCAGGAAAUUCUCCAUGAGUGGUGUUUAAUGGAGGAAAGAAUGCCUUUUUUGAUACAUUCUUCACAUUCAAAAUUAGUUUUUAAUGAAACACAGGUUUUAAAGGAAAUGCAACCAUUGUCAUCCCUGGGGUUGUGCUGCUUGACAAGAGGAUUAGAAGAUGGGGUUUGGGGCUAGGACCCCAGGCCCUUCCUGAUCUGGACCAACUCUGAGGGAGUCCCCCCACCGACCAGGGCUGGUGUCAGAGUCUCUGUAGCACCCACCACCCUGUGCCAGCACCCAAAGACAGGUGGGAGCACUCAGCCUGUCCUGCGGCUCCUGCACCUUAGUGAAAAGUCCGUCGGCUCCCACCACCUGGGCCAGAGUGAGAAGAAACAGGUGGCUCUGGGGGCCCCCUCUCCCCGCUUUACCUUGCCCGAGGGUGCUCUCCCUGGGGACCCCCAGCACGUGCCACCCCUCUUUCCUCUCACUGCCAGGCCUUCACACCCCAUCCCUCAAGCACAGGUGGACGCCCCCACCCUGCCCUGGGGUCUGCACCUGUCUGACUGCAGGAGGGCCCCCGAAGGAAGCCACAGUGGUGGGUGAGGGGCCACCUCGGGCUCUUUCCCCUCCCUCCCUGGCCCCCUCCCCUCCACCACGCCCUCCGCCCCCCUACACAUGUGACAUAGGAACAGGGUGUUGCUGGCAGCAGCCCGGUGCGGGGAGUGCUGGUCCUCCGGUGGGGGUCACAGGCAGAACUCACCACUCUGGGGAGGCUUCAUCCACUGUGAACCUGGCCUUCUCCCAGGUGGCUGGCCCCUGGGACAACCCCCCCGCCCCCAGCAGAGAUGCGUGCCUCCGGAUACGGAUGCGCUGUGACCCACCAGCCAACCCAAGACCCGGUCAUCCAAUAAAAAGUCUGUGUCGGGGCUCA
Odocoileus virginianus texanus is the source of this 3191-nucleotide messenger RNA. It is a transcript of the gene HS1BP3, whose product is annotated as HCLS1 binding protein 3. NCBI's taxonomy places the organism in Eukaryota, Metazoa, Chordata, Mammalia, Artiodactyla, Cervidae. The record is from RefSeq and is a predicted model, not a curated record. Gene Ontology annotation, molecular function: phosphatidylinositol binding.